AUGUUAAAGUCACGAACGCUUCAUGCCGUAUUGGCGCCUAGCAGGUGCACCGGCAAGGUCAACGCCUUACGGGCAGCGCCGCUAGUUCAGAGCGGCUCCCGUCGCCGGCUUUCAGCCCCUCGUGCUGGAAACUCGCUGCCACUAGAUGGCUACCGUGUUCUUGAUAUGACGCGGGUAUUGGCCGGUCCGUACUGUACUCAGAUCCUCGGCGACCUCGGAGCCGAGGUGAUCAAGGUCGAGCACCCUGUCCGCGGGGACGACACAAGAGCGUGGGGGCCGCCGUACGCACCCUACCUACCGGAAUCGGGACACGACGGGCCCGGCGAGUCGGCCUACUUCCUAGGCGUGAACCGCAACAAAAAGUCCAUCGGCCUCUCGUUCCAGCACAGAAAGGGCGUCGAGCUCCUCCAUAAACUCGUCGCCAGCUGCGACAUCCUCGUCGAGAAUUACCUCCCCGGCGGGCUGAAGAAGUACUCGAUGGACUACGAGACGCUGCGCGCCAUCAACCCUGGACUCAUCUACGCCUCCAUCACGGGGUAUGGGCAGACGGGCCCUUACUCGAGCCGCGCGGGCUACGACGUCAUGGUCGAGGCCGAGUUCGGCCUCAUGCACAUCACUGGCGCGCGCGACGGCGCCCCUGUCAAGGUGGGUGUGGCCGUGACCGACCUGACUACAGGGCUGUACACGAGCAACAGCAUCAUGGCGGCGCUGCUGGGGAGGGGAAAGACGGGCCGGGGCCAGCACCUUGACGUGUCCCUCAGUGAUUGCCAGACGGCUACGCUGGCCAACAUCGCCAGUAGCUGUCUGAUAAGUGGAGAGAAGGAUACCGGACGUUGGGGGACAGCUCAUCCCUCCAUCGUGCCCUACCGCGCCUUCAAGACCAAGGACGGCGAGGUCCUCUUCGGCGGCGGCAACGACCGCCUCUUCGGCCUGCUGUGCGACGGCCUCGGCCGCCCCGAGUGGAAGGACGACGCCCGAUACAAGACCAACGCCGACAGGGUCGCCAACCGCGCCGGUCUCGAGGCUGAGAUCGAGGACGUCUCGAAGCAGAAGACCACACAGGAGUGGCUCGAGGUCUUUGAGGGUCGCGGCAUGCCCUAUGCCGCCGUCAACGAUGUACAGGGUACCCUGACCCACGAACACACCAAGGCCCGCGAUAUGGUCAUCGAAGUCGACCACCCUAGCUGCGGGCCGAUCAAGAUGGUCAACACGCCCGUCAAGUACUCUGAGGAACAGCCGCGCGUGCGUCUGCCCCCACCGACACUGGGUCAGCAUACGGAUGAGAUUUUGGGUGGGGACCUGGCCAUGGGGAAGGACGAGAUUGCGGCGUUGCGCGAACAAGGUGUCAUUCGGUAG
Molecule: messenger RNA, 1356 nt
Organism: Geosmithia morbida
Lineage: Eukaryota; Fungi; Ascomycota; Sordariomycetes; Hypocreales; Bionectriaceae
Product: succinate---hydroxymethylglutarate CoA-transferase
Exons: 5
Coding region: 1-1356 (451 amino acids)
Molecular function (GO): catalytic activity
Source: RefSeq, a predicted model, not a curated record